AUGGGACGUGAUGUUGGCUACUCUAACCUGGACCGCGGCGGUUUCGCAUCUCUCACUACACAACCGUCGGCCAACGACAAUAUGUACGGAUACACCGCCCGCAACGAUUACCUGCGCAAUGACUCCGUUAAAAAUGUAGACGGCAAGGCGGACAUCCGAGGAGGGGACUACCGUCCUGGCGCUGGGCUUACCUACGGUUCCACGCUCAACUACGUGAACGGCGGCGAAGCUGCUAAGAGCGGCAGCGUUGCCUUUGACCCUUAUCGUAAGCCGAGUAUUUGGGAAGACUGCGCAACCUUCUCCCGUGAGGCGUCUAGUGACGUGCUGGGUCGGCACGAGCUGCAGAAGUUUGAGCACAACCCGUAUCGCAGUCGGUACCUGAACACCCCGGAAUGCGAGGGUCUGGUAACCAAGCACUGCCAACGUCUGCUACACUCAUACUACGGCCGCGCGGAUGCGCUGAGCACUUCUGCUGUCUCUGGGGUAUCUAAGAGUUUGACCUUCGACGAUGUGUGCGAAUCAGCCCUGACGUCCAGCGACCACCUGACCUCCAUCGCAACCUUGGCCAUUUUGGCGAGGUACCACAGGAUUGGUUACUUGCUGCCUCAGGUGGGCGACCCUGGGAGCUACACCGCCAAUAUAUACGCCCAUGUUCUGAACGUGCUACGGAUCAUCUACGCAGCUUCUGCAGCCGGGGUAGAGGCAGGAAAUAGGAACAAUGUGGACACUGCGCGUCGUUUUUUUGCACUUUUGGGGAGGGGUAUCUGGCAAACCACUCCUGACACCACGGACCCUUUCGCAUCUCUCGAUCGCCGGGUGGCGCAGCGUAUAUCGCUGCUCUAUGUGCUAUGUCUGCAUCUGCUAGACGUACUGCUGGCGAGCGAUUGCGAAUGUAUGGAAGAGCUACUCGCAGCGGAUGGCGAUGUUUACGAGACUCUCGGCUGCGUGGCAUGCUGCUUCGUUGAGCAUGCGGUCCGCCAUGGGGACCGCACGGCUCUGUCUGGGAACGACCUGCCGGAGGACCGAAUGGUUCCGAACAUCGGCGACCGUGGAACCAUUUUUUCCAAGCACUGGAGUGUGCUGAACGGCCUCCUGUCGCGAGGGGUGAAGUUUACCAACAGCGAAUUAUUGGUGAAGGGAGUGAAGGCACUGUGCAACGUGCUCGAAAGUUCCAACACAGGCAGAUCGCUUUUGCUGUGGGCUUACUGCGUCUACGUUCGCCUGUGCCCUGCCGAGCUGGCGCAGAACAAUCACUCCAUUCCCAGGAUUCUUUUCGAGUACAUGACUAAAUGUAGAAGCGUCCUGCAGCUACAGGCGAUCACCGGCGCGCUGUCGCUGUGUAUGCGGGACCCCGGCUUCGUGCGAUAUGCAGACGAGCGCAUGAAUCCGCAGAAGACAUUUGCUAUUUUUGUGUUGCACUCUUGCAACCUGAUCCACAACAAGAUGGACGACUUGGCGGUACCAAUUUUACAGAUGCUCCAUCAGCUAUUCGACGUGUGUCCCAAGACCCUCCCUGAUGUUGCCAACACGAUGUCAGGAACAACCGCCCUUAUUGAAAGGUAUUCCGACACCGUAGGUAAUGCGGUGGAGACGUUUCUGAACGUAGCUACUCUCAGCCUGGGACCCAUCCAAGUAAUAAUGGCCCUGAUAAUGCGACGGAUUCUGCUGCGUUGCGACGUGACCAAAUCGCUCAGUUCGGAUUUACGUUCCAAGUUCGUGAAGCACCUGAUUGCUGUGGUCGGUUUUAGGAAAAGCACCGGAGCUGCCGUUGGUGACGCCAUAGGGCUCGUCAGCAAGGUGGCCCUAAUGGACGCCUUUGUGCAGUCAGGCGGCAUGCCUGAAUUGAUGGCCGCCAUGAAGGACGUGAACGCAAAGCAGUUGCGCCUAGUGGCGCUGCAUUCCAGCAGCGUGUCGUGUGACUCGCUGCACAAGAUGUUGUGCGUCGGAGACAUCGCCACCAAGUUGGUGGCCUACGAUGCUCUGGCGGGAUACCGUGCCGACGGCAUGGACGCAGGAACCCUAGUGCUGUGCGCUCUAUGCAGCGUAGUGAAGAUGUCUCCCGAUGUGUCGAGUCUGUUGCGCGAGUACGCGUCGACCUAUGCCGGCAUGAGCGAGUACCACGGAACUGGUAGCCUAGCUAGUGAGGGCAAGUUUUUAAGGGCGCUAUCCGGGGACUCUAACAUGGCCGAUCCUACGCGCAGCAUGAGGGUAGCGGGACUGUUGUGCGUGCACUCGAUUGUCGCAUCGGUUUACAUGUCCAGCGAGCCGCCCAAGCAGACCCUCAUCCACGCGCUGCUGUGCCCUGAAGGUUCCACCCGUCAACAGCACCAGGAGUUGGUGGAGAAGUACAAGGCGCAGCUGGCGUCUCAUCGCAGGGAGGUUCAGAGGAGCCAUGCCCGUCUCGACGCGCAGGCGCGUGAGCUACAGCAGCAUAAGGAAUCUGCCACUAAACAGCUGGAGCAGCUCCGUGAAGAGUACGCGGGGAAAGUGGACCGUUCAAAAGCUGAGCUGGCUGCAGCUCAGAGCCAACUAACGGCAGCAUCAUUGCAGUCCCAGCAGUUAGACCGUGAGUGCGUGAGGCUUCGCGCACAGGUCAGCGACCUGGACCAGGCGCUUCGUAAAAUAUCUUCCGAGCAGGCUCAAGCAAAUGACCAACUCAGGGAGGCUGCAUCUCACCGCGAACGGCUGAAGAACGAAGUUUCAGGGCUACAAGGACAGCUGGAGCAGCGGGACAGGACGAUUGAGCAGUUGCGUACUGUGGAGACUGAUAACGGCCGGUUGAACCAGGAGGUUGGCGAGCUCAACGCGCAAGUCGAGCGCGUGUAUCGCAUGCUUAUAUCGCUAAUGUCCAAGCACCGUCAGGUCGAGGCAGAUCUGGCUCGGAGCAAGGAGGAUGCGGCGCAAAACAGCCGCCAGCUACAUGAGAGGCAACUUCAGGUCGAGGACCUCUCGAAUCGCUGCCGCAACCAUGAAAAUACCAUAAAUACACUAAGAGUAGCCAAGGAAGGCACUGAAGGAGAGGUUCACCGCCUAGGUCGCGAGCUGCAGGCGCUGGAGAGCCGCUUGGGGAAAUCCACCGAGGAGCUGAGCGUGCUGCAGGGUCGCUACGCCCAGACCUCCCAGGCUCUGCAGGCCUGCGAGGAGCAGAAUCGUCGCCUCGCCGAGCAGUUGGACCGUUGCGAAAUGCAACUCCGCCAGCGCGGCGAGCAACUGUCCACCAUCUACUCGACAUUCCAGGACAAGAAGCCCUACUAG
This is a messenger RNA of Babesia ovata, 3255 nucleotides long. RefSeq names its product M repeat containing protein, putative. The transcript has a single exon. The record is from RefSeq and is a predicted model, not a curated record. NCBI's taxonomy places the organism in Eukaryota, Apicomplexa, Aconoidasida, Piroplasmida, Babesiidae. Bases 1 to 3255 code for a protein of 1084 amino acids.